Oldenlandia corymbosa var. corymbosa is the source of this 1752-nucleotide messenger RNA. NCBI's taxonomy places the organism in Eukaryota, Viridiplantae, Streptophyta, Magnoliopsida, Gentianales, Rubiaceae. The record is from the annotation of a GenBank genome assembly.
AUGAAAAUCGUGAUCGUGAUGAAGAUGAGUACUGGAGCAACAAGAAACAGAGCCGAGCAAAUCUCAGAAUUUAAUGGUAGCCCUCCGCCUGAUCCCGUAAAAUGUUCAAAUAGAAACCUUGAUUGCACAAUAGAAAACGCAUACGGAUCGUUCCCGGAUCGAAGCAUUUGCCAUGCAGCAGAAGUUGCGUAUCCAACCACAGAGGAAGAGCUAAUCUCAAUUGUAGCAAAUGCAACAAUGCUGAAGAUGAAAAUGAAGGUGGCAACAAAAACAUCCCACAGUAUUCCCAAGUUAAUGUGUCCCGGCGGCGAAAACGGACUCAUAAUUAGCACCAAAUUACUGGAUCAGACGGUUAGUGUGGAUCAAUCAGAGUUGAUAAUGACGGUUCAGAGUGGAAUGAUGCUCCGGGAUUUGAUUAGUAAGGCGGCCGCGGCCGGGAUGGCCUUGCCUUAUGCACCCUACUGGUUGGGUGUCACUGUGGGUGGAAUGUUGGGAACCGGUGCUCAUGGAAGCUCCUUGUGGGGUUCCGGCAGCGCCGUACAUGAUUCCGUCGUCCAGCUUCGAAUAGUUUCGCCGGCCGGGCCGGAUGAAGGCUAUGCUAAGGUUAGGACACUCGAGAGUGGUGAUCCUCAGCUUGAUGCGGCCAAAGUCUCGCUUGGUGUUCUUGGUGUUAUUUCUCAGGUUACAUUGAAGCUGCAACCAAACUUCAAAAGAUCACUAACAUUGAUGGAAAAAAACGAUUCGGGUUUGGGAGAUGAAGCGUUAACCUUUGGGAAGGAUCAUGAAUUUGCAGAUUUUAGUUGGUUUCCCAGCCAGAAAAAGGUGGUUUAUAGAUUAGAUGAUCGAGUUCCCACCAAUAUAUCAGGAACGGGCCUUGAUGAUUUCUUUGGUUUUCGAUCUACUCCUUCUCUUCUUCUUGCAGCAAUUAGAACCACAGAGGUUGGUCAAGAACUUAUCAGUUCUGCCAAUGGGAAAUGUAUAAGUGGAGCUGCAAAUACAUUGGCUUUGAAAACACUUGCCUAUGGUUAUACCAAUGAUGGUAUACUAUUCACUGGCUAUCCUAUAGUUGGGUAUCAUAAUCAUCUCCAAGCAUCGGGAAGUUGCCUAAAUGGCAUUGAAGAUGCAUUGUUCACCGCAUGCCCAUGGGAUCCUAGAGUUGAAGGUGUAUUUUUUUUCCAAACAUCAUUCAGCAUAAGCCUUUCAAAAGUCAAGGGCUUUAUUGAAGACAUUAAAAGUCUUGUGGAGCUGGAACCAAAGGCACUGUGUGGAAUAAACAUCUACAACGGCAUCCUAAUGAGAUACGUUACAACUUCAAGUGCUUACUUGGGGAAACAAGAAGAUGGAUUGGACUUUGAUAUCACUUAUUACAGAAGCAAGGAUCCAACUAAGCCUAGGCUUUAUGAAGAUGUUUUAGAAGAGAUUGAGCAAAUGGCUAUGUUUAAAUAUGGAGCAUUGCCACAUUGGGGGAAGAAUAGGAAUGUUGCUUUCAUAGGGGCCAUUGAGAAAUAUACCAAAGCUGAUGAAUUCUUGAAGGUUAAAAAUGAAUAUGAUCCUGAUGGGCUGUUUUCAAGUGAGUGGACAGACCAAAUUCUUGGACUGAAAGAUGGAAUUAGUAUAGUUAGGAAUGGGUGUGCUUUAGAAGGCCUUUGUAUAUGUUCCCAAGAUAUCCAUUGUGCCCCUGAAUCAGGCUACUUUUGUAGGCCUGGAAGAAUUUACAAGGAAGCUAGAGUCUGCAGAUUUUCUUCAUCCUAG